This is a messenger RNA of Ascoidea rubescens DSM 1968, 4197 nucleotides long. RefSeq lists its product as uncharacterized. The record is from RefSeq and is a predicted model, not a curated record. Gene Ontology annotation, molecular function: DNA binding. Lineage: Eukaryota; Fungi; Ascomycota; Saccharomycetes; Ascoideales; Ascoideaceae. The coding region runs from base 1 to 4197 and encodes 1398 amino acids. The transcript has a single exon.
AUGUCUGAAUCCCCUAUAGCAUCUAAGAAUUUUCAAGGAACAAACUCAGAGGUAUUAAUUCAUCCAGAAACACCAACAAACAGAUCAAAUAAUAGAGCAAUCACAAAUGAAAUCAACCUUCGGAGAAUAAAUGACCAAUACAGGAUUCGAUAUGAAAAAGACAGUCAUCCAUUAAACACAAAUAGAAUUAGAAUAUUCACAGACUUCUUUGUUGAUUUUAGUUAUGAGCCGGCCAUAUAUUUUUAUAAACCGUUAAAGUCAACGUUAUUGGGGAACGAUGAAGUUUACUUAUUACGAUUAGAUGGCUUGAAAGAUAUAUAUCCCCGUCGCAAAAUUGGAAGCUGGGUUAAUGUCUCAAGAUUUAAAUCUUUGUUGACCUACAAAAAAAUUAAAGACUUUUCAAAAACCUUGAAGAUCGAAUGUCUAAAUUUGACUAAAAGAGAGCACCAUUUUUAUACCAAUUUUGAUAAAUCAUUAGACUUAUAUUAUCAUGGUGUUUGGCUACCUUUGCCGAUUGCAAGAAAAUUGGCCUUUCAGUUUGAAAUAUAUGAUAAAAUUGCCCCUUUACUAACCUUCAACAGGGUCGCAACAACAAGUUAUUGCGGUAUUGAAUUCUAUGAAUUUUUUGUUUAUACAAAACUAGACAAGUAUAUUAGAAUAUUAAGAAAAUGCUCUGACAAUUUCAUGAAUUUAAACCAACUAUUUGAUGUUUAUGAAAAUCUUAUAAGUGAAAAUGCGAGAAAAAAUUUAAGAAGAAUAUUUCUCAAAAACUAUAAAAACCAAUCUGGUGUACUCUACGAAAGUAAUGACAAAACCCUUUGCGGUGGAAUAUGGAUUCCUUUGGAAAUUGCGAAGAAAAUUGCUAAUGAGUAUCACAUAUCAAAAUUUUUGGAUCCAAUAUUGAAUUUAAAACUCUACCAACCAAACCAUUCUAACACUAAUCAAGAAAUCAACAAUAUACUGAAUCAACAAUCUGAAACUCAUUAUAAAAUAUCAAGAUAUGAGAUGUCAUUUUUGAAACACUGGGAUAUUAGAUCAAGAAAUUCUAAAAGCUUUAAUGGUUAUCCUGCUCAGUUUGCUUUGACACCUGAAAAACUAACAAAAAUAAGAGGCGGUCAUAUUCCAAGGACAAAUUAUAGCAUAAGAAAGAAUAGAGUGCUCACUUUAAAAACAACAAAUUUUUAUAAUAAAACUACAAAAACAAAUAUUGACAAAGCUGUUACCAUGAAAGAUGUUUGCGAGAUCUACACAUUUAAAGUUCCUCAAAGGAAAACAACUCAGGUAUUUUAUGUUCCAAGAAGAUUCAGUGAUGGUUACAUCAAUAUUCAAUCAUUGAUAAACUGCGCUGUGACAAUAACGAUUCUUGAAAUUAAUUUGAAUUCAGGACAAAGUAAAAGUGAUUUCGAUGAUGAUAUAUGGGUUGAAAAUGUUCUAUACUAUAGGGAUAAACUAAAUGUGGUAGAUUAUCAAACAAUAUACAUUGGCUACUCUUUAACAAACUCCUAUGAGACAUGUUCAUCAAAGAAAAAAAUAGAUCUUUCAGAUAUAUCUCAAGACGAAAUUGAGCUAGCAACUUUGGAGAAAAACAAAGGAAAGAUUUUAAACGGAAAAUGGUGUUCAAUCAAAUUUGCGCAAGAAUUAAUAAAAGAGUUUCAUUUCAACCAGAGUCAUCCAAUAAUGAAAUUAUUUGAUGAUAAUGACAAGAGGUUUCCUAUUGAUGACUUUUCAGAUUUUGAUUCAUCAUCAUCUGAAGAUGAUUUCAAUUUAUUCGAAGAACCUGGAAUAACGCCGAAAAACAAUGAACGAGAUGCAACCAAAGAACCAGAUGCUACUGACGAUGAAUGGAAAAAACAAUAUAAUGCUCCUGAUCUAUCUAAGGUUAAUAUUUUCAGUCUCUCUGAAAAUGAAAUUGAUUCAAACCAACAGGAAAUAAUAAACAAAAAAUAUUUUGAUUUGCCUAGUGAAAGCCAAAUUCCAACAAGCUCCAUUACAAGUGAUUUUGAGUUUGAUAAUAACAACAAAGAUAUUUUUGAUUUUUCAACCUCUGAUUUUCGGGAUGAUAGUCCUUCAGUGCUUUUGACUGAUAAUCCAAAAUUUAGGUCAGUACCAAUUCAAGUUACAAAUGGGUUUCAAUCAAAUUUAUAUACAACUCAGGUUGAAAAGCAAGCUGAGGAUCCUAAUUUGGAACAAAUAAUUCAGAUUAAUGAUUCCGAUUCUGAUUUCAAUUCUGAUUUUGAUUCUGAUUUAACUAUUGAAAAAAAAGCAGAAAAAUCAAAUGGAACUAGUUUAAAAAUGUUCCCCCCAUCGGUUUUCUCAACCCCAACUGAUAAAAUUUUACCAAAACAUAAUUUUAAUAAACAUUUUGAUAAUGAUGAUUUAAAAAUAAAAAGCAAUCAUUCAAAAGUUCACUCAGAUAGAAAUGAAAAUGAAAAUGAAAAUGAAAAUGAAAUAUUUACUAAUGCUAAUAACAACAAAAACAAUAAUAUUGGAAAGAAUAAUGAAGAAGAUAAAAUAAGAAUUAAAGCUAAAAGAAAAAUCAGUUCUGAUGAAGUAAUAGAUUUGACAGAGUCGAAAAUUUUGCCAAAGAAAAGGAAAGAUUACUCAAAUAAAGAUUUGGAUUUGGCUUUAGGAAUAGAAAAAUUAGCUAAUGAAAUUUUAUUGUAUAUUAAAAAUAAAGUGGUUGCUUAUGAUCUUAAUAAUUCUAAUGUAGUUAAGAAAAUUAAAAUGAUGAUUAUUCCAAUGAAUGAAUGUAUCAAUGAGUUGAUAAAUUAUGAGUGUUUAGAAAAUCCUAAAGUGCUUCAUAAAUGUUUUUCUAGUAUUUCAGAAUUACAAAAUUUGGUAAAAAAGUCUAACCCCGAUGAAAAAUCUGGUGAUUACCAUGAAAUAAUAGAAAUAUUGAAUUCUUUAACGGCUAAGUGGAAAUUUUUUGAAAAUAAAAACAUUAUAAAGACAAACGAUGAAACUGAGUUGAACGAAAAUAAUAGGUUAGGUAGUAAUAUCGAUUUAAAGAAUAACAAUAGUGCGUCGGAAGACAAAGAGAUUAAAGGAUAUAAAGAGGUUAAUAAAACAGAUUUUAAUGAUAUUGACACAUCAAAUAUAUCCACCGAAGAUAAAAUUGAUUUGAGUGAUAAGAUUACUGGUAAUGUUGAAAUUACCAAAGAUAAUGAAAUUAUUAAAGAUAUUGAGGAUAUUGAAAAAGAUGAUGUUGUUAUUACUAUUUUUGAAAAUAACAAAGCCAUCGAAGGAAAUAUUUUUGAUAAUAAGUCUAUUGAAGAGAAUAAAAAUCUUGAAAAAAAAGACAUUGAGGUUGAAACAAUUAUUAAAAGUAACGAAGCUUCAAAAGAAUUUAAACUCAGCAAAAAUGACAAUUUUAUUGAAACUACUAGUAAUUUUACAAAGAGCGAUAAAAUUAUUGAGGAUAGCAAAAUUUUGAACAAUGUUGAAAACUCUGAAGAUGACCGAAAUAAAAAAAGUGUUGAGACCUCUAGGUUUACUAAAGAUCAAGAAAAUAUUGAAGUAAAUAAAGGUAUAUUAUCUGACAACGAGUUUUUCAGUAUUCUGAACGAAGAAGUGAUGAAUUUACCCAGUGAUGAUUCUAAACUUUCCUCAUUAGGAAGUAAAAUUUCAGUUAACAAAGAUAUACAAACUAGUAAAAACGAUGAAAUAUAUUUGGAUGAUGAUUUAUUUGAAUCGUUAGAUUUUGAAGAUUUCAUUAAUAUCAGUGAUGGUGAAAAUGACGAUGAUAGCGAUAGCAUAAAUGAGGAAAAUCUGAAUGGUGCUCUAGCCAACAACAAAAGAGACAGCUCAAAAAAUCUGGUUACUUUAAAAGACUUUUUUUCCAGUGAUAGCAUCUCUAGUGUGGAGGAAAACAUAGUUGAAAAAAAUAAGAAACAUCAAAGGAAAAGAAAAAGCAAAAGGAAAAAGGAAACAAAAGAUGUAAAACAAGAAUAUUUUGAAGGGCCUUUUGCAAAUAUUGAUUUUCCUAUUGAUCACAAUGUUCCCGAUAUUGAGUUAAGUGAUUCGACCUCUGACUGGGAACAUGGUGAGAGAUACAUCAAAGUAAGCCAACCCAAAAUGUUUUAUACACCCUCAAGAGAUAGAAGGAAUCUAAAAACAUUUCAGGAGCUUGUCGAUGAUGCAGGCUCUGCUGAAAACUCCGGCUCUGAUUCUGAGAAAAUUGAGCAGGUGUUGUUUUGA